Molecule: messenger RNA, 1335 nt
Organism: Colletotrichum lupini
Lineage: Eukaryota; Fungi; Ascomycota; Sordariomycetes; Glomerellales; Glomerellaceae
Exons: 4
Coding region: 1-1335 (444 amino acids)
Biological process (GO): positive regulation of transcription by RNA polymerase II
Cellular component (GO): nucleus
Molecular function (GO): transcription cis-regulatory region binding; zinc ion binding; DNA-binding transcription factor activity, RNA polymerase II-specific
Source: RefSeq, a predicted model, not a curated record
AUGUUACCGGCGCCUCAGCCAUCAUUAUCCCCGGAGAUUCCAGGGAAACGACGUUGCUGGGAGUGCCAACGUCGUCGACUUGUUUGCGACUCUGUCAAGCCAGUCUGUAACAAGUGUCGUGCUUCCGGCAUCGUUUGCCCUGGCUACGACGACAGAAAGCCCCUGACUUGGCUCGCACCUGGGAAAAUCACCUGCCGUACUCGACGCAAAGGGCGCGUGGCAGACAAAGACACAGCGACGAAGAAGACCAUAAAGAUAAAGCCAAAGCUAGAUAGCCGAGGGGAAAUCGAAGACACCGAAGCCUUGACUAGAAGCAGGAACAAAUAUGGCGGAGAGCUCGUCUUUCAUUCAGCUCUGAGGACAGACAUUUGCGAUGUAUUCGAAGCCGUACAGUAUUUCAACGACGUGUUCUACCCAUACACCAAGUCAGGCCAUCCGCCAACCAGCAACGUGUUCAUCGCCGAAAUUCCCCUCAAGGUCGUGAAAUAUCUGCCGAUCUCGAUUGCGCACAACUUGGUUGGCAUCAUCAACGCAUGCAUAACUCCUCAGUGGCGACAGCAUGUAGACGGUCUCCUGGCUAUUCUCGCAUGUCGAGGCGGUGCCCGGGGAUGGGCCAUGUCGGAGCCAUACCGCCAAGCCUUGCUCCUGUCUUUUAUGAUUGUGAUGACUUCAGCGAAUACAACGAGUCCACCUGACAACCAGGUUACAAUGUGUGAUCAACAAGAGUUCGUUAAUUUGAUCCAGGAGAUAUAUCCACUCGGAUUGCAUCCACACAUUCCUUGUCCGAUGCCGCUAUUCUUGGAAAUUUCGCGAAUUAACCAUCUAAGAGCUGAGGUCUCGAAGAAGUCGAUGGACAAGUCAACAGCGAAUUCAGUUGCGGAGGACAUUGUUGCAAGGAUCGAGAGCUUUGAUGGGACGGACUGUGACUCCUUCUACGAGGACAGGGAUCACCGUGAUCUCAUCGCUGCGAUAUUUCACUCUGCAGUGGCUGUCUUCUGCAUUUCUUCGCUGCAGAGCGUUGGAGCCCUGCCCAGAGUCCACCGACUGACAAUGCUGAGAACCAUGCAUGGAAAUCGCCUCUAUUCUCUCAUGGAGGAGACAAGAAAACAUCCACAACUGAAGAAAUCCGUCCAAUGGCCUUUAGUUGUCGCUGGCAUCGAAGCCUCGGUUCGGGUAGAUAAGCGUCGGCUUGUUGCAGAGCUUUACUUGGAGCAAGCCAAGGACAUCGCCACGCCAUUGCCUCUGCACGCUAAGAAUGUUAUGCGCACCUUCUGGGACGGAGACGCUACACAUUGGGAUGCAUGUUUCGACCAGCCCUACGCAUUUGUUUCAUAG